Molecule: messenger RNA, 273 nt
Organism: Spirometra erinaceieuropaei
Lineage: Eukaryota; Metazoa; Platyhelminthes; Cestoda; Diphyllobothriidea; Diphyllobothriidae
Source: the annotation of a GenBank genome assembly
AUGGUGCGCCAGUUCCACGAUGGCAUGAUGGCGCGAGUCACGGACAAUGGAGCUGUCUCAGAGGCAUUCGCAGUGACCAACGGAACGAGGCAGGGCUGCGUCCUCGCGCCUACCCUCUUCAGUCUCAUGUUCUCUGCAAUGCCAGUGGACGCCUACCUUGACGAAAGCCCUGGCAUCCGCAUCACCUACAGCGUGGACGACCAACUCCUUAAUCAUCGGCGGAUGCACUUCCAGUCGCGUGUAUCCACAACUACCUUCCACGAACUUCUCUGA